GGUGAAAACUUUAUACGGGAUUUGGGACGGCACGAUCAACGGAGCAUAUCAUCUUUCAUAGCAGUGGUAACAAUGAAAUAGAACUGUUUUGAAUAGAGCGAAAUACCUUUUUGUAGUAAUCUACUUGAGCAUGGAUUCACGGGUUGGUAUGAACGAGAGGACCGAAAGGCGCAUACUCGCUGGGAACGAUUAUAUCACUUCGAGUGGAGAGGAGGUUUCAUUAUUGAACAAGUCAAGAGAAGAGACAGAACCUCUUGAGGAGAAUAGGCGGGGUUGGUGUGGAUUCAUACUUCGGAAGAAUUAUCUCUCGCUUGAUAACGACGAAAUGAAGGUGGACUCAGAAAAGAAGAUGCGCUCGCCCGCGAGGCGCUUUGCGAUUAACCAAACCAUGUUGCCGUAUAAGAUGUUUUAUUUCCUGUCUGAUGGGGCAUCUUCAUGUAUUGCUCCGUAUCGCUCGCUCUAUCUCAAACAACUUGGGUUGGGACCGAGUCGCAUUGGAGUUGUGGCUGCCAUGAAGCCUCUAGCAACAUUUCUCUCCAAUGCCAUGAUCGGGUUCUUGGCGGAUCGGUACGGAUGGCGGAAGGCGAUCAUGCUGACGAGUUUAUUGAUUUGGAUCGGGAGUCUCCUUGCCUUUGGGUUUCUUCCACCGGCUUCUGAGGUAUCCAGAUCAGUGGCCGUGGAGCAGCUGAAGGACAUGAUCUCCCAAUUCAACCACACUGACCUGGCUGAAGAGGAACUGUUACUGAGGGGAGUACGGUCGGCUGAAAAUAGAUUUCAGACUCAUAGAGAACUCCAACUACGGUUUAACGAACGAUUGAACCGCCUUCGUUGCUUGGUGAUGAACUGCACGACGGACGGGAUGCCGUUGGAUUCCUUACCACAUCACGGGAAAGAUUAUCGAUUGGCGAAGAAGAUGUUUGAUCCAUCAAGGGGCAGGCAUGAUGGACAUCGCAUGCAUGUUUCGUCAACUGAAUCGCCCUUGUCAACGAUGACGUCUGGAAGAACCAACCACUUGGAAAUCUCAUUAGGAAUGGAUAUCAUAGAUAACCUUGAUGCAUCAAACAACUUAAGCGAAGGGAGCAAUCUCGUCCACGACGCCCUCGGUGGCAACGAACCCUUCACGGAGUUUCCGCUGACCUCGAAUAUGGUCAUCGAGCUCUCUUCCGACCGCAGCUGGCUUUUCGACCAGCGGGAGCUCUUCCGGCUUUUCCUCAUCAUCCUCGUCAUCACCAACAUCAUCUACAUCUCACUGGGAUCAUUCAUGAGACUCGCUGAUACUGCGACCCUCAGUGCUCUCGCUAACGAUCCGGCAAGCGAAGUGUCGGACUACGGCUGGCAUCGCUCCUUCGGCGGACUAGGAUGGGCCAUCUGGUAAGACACCCUUUUGGAUAUUUUUGUCUUUUGAAUUCGAUAAAUCAGUUGUUAUAAAUGACUAAACUUGUUAAAGUAUUAUGUAAAUUGUUCAAAACUUUGUAAUAUUGGGACUUGUGUAACUCCUAAUUCAUGUAAUUGAGAAUGUGUUAUUCCUUUUAAUUGGUAAUGGCUUACAACAUACGAUGACAUGCUCUUCUUAGUAAUGACAUUAACAUCGAUAGAGAUGAUGAUGAUGGUGAUGAUGAUGAUGACG
Molecule: messenger RNA, 1627 nt
Organism: Lytechinus variegatus (green sea urchin)
Lineage: Eukaryota; Metazoa; Echinodermata; Echinoidea; Temnopleuroida; Toxopneustidae
Product: major facilitator superfamily domain-containing protein 6-like
Exons: 1
Coding region: 131-1375 (414 amino acids)
Cellular component (GO): plasma membrane
Source: RefSeq, a predicted model, not a curated record